Aphanomyces astaci is the source of this 2162-nucleotide messenger RNA. RefSeq lists its product as hypothetical. Gene Ontology annotation, cellular component: clathrin adaptor complex. NCBI's taxonomy places the organism in Eukaryota, Oomycota, Saprolegniomycetes, Saprolegniales, Verrucalvaceae. Gene Ontology annotation, biological process: vesicle-mediated transport; intracellular protein transport. Gene Ontology annotation, molecular function: protein binding. The coding region runs from base 55 to 2112 and encodes 685 amino acids. The record is from RefSeq and is a predicted model, not a curated record. The transcript has 3 exons.
AACCGAAACGUCAAGGAACAGUUUCUUACCUCUCGUUACAGGUUUUCGUUCAAGAUGGACGGACCAUCGUCGCCUGUGGUCGUGCCCACCGCCGAGCCAGCCGCAAAUGAGCCUAAUCGGGAGAAUAAGUCCGUAUCCAAGUACGAAGUCGAUACUGCCAACGAGGACAACGAUGCAGACGACGACGAAUCCGAUGGCAACGCUCCAUCCAAGCCAGGGUCCGUUAGGCCUGUUCCGUCGACGGACGACUUUCCACAAAUGAGCUUAUCCGCGCAUCAUGAGCCCCCUCUGAAGCUCAAAUUCAAGCGGCAACAUACGUUUCAGACGCGCCAGCGCCGCCAUUUGAAGAAGCAGGUCAAGAAGAUUGUGGCGACGUCCCACUCAAUGAGGCAAUUCCUGCUCGUGCUCUGGCGCACCUGUGGGUCCAUUCAUGCGCACGAAAUGUUGGCAUUUGCUCUUAUUGUCGUGGGCAUUUUAUCGGAAAGUGCGACCCCCGCGCCUCGCUACAACGUGCCCAUCGGCACCGUGUUGUUGACUGUCUCCAUCAAAAAGAUCGAACUAAAACUGCUUACCACGGGCUUGCUCGUGGCUAUUGGCAUGGACAUUGUGUGGCUGUGCCGCCACGAAACCACUAGUUAUGGCGGGACGUUCCCGUUCUCGAUCCUCAGCAUCACACGUGUAUGGGUUGCGUGUUGUAUGUGUCUCAAGGCUGGUUUCACCAUGUCCGUCUAUUGGUUCUUGGAACCCCAUGAAAUGUCCACCAAGUACCCCACGGUGGCGUCGGCGCGCCAGCUCCGCCGGUUGAUUUUCCAAAAAAUCGGCUACUUCUUUCCGACAACGGCCUUACCUCCGCUGGGCGACCUCUCCCGGCACACGUUAUUGCGUGUGGUGGCGCUGCUAUGGAUCCACGUCGUCUCGGGGGGUGUGCUACUUGUCUUGGGGCUGGUAUCGUGUGCGUCGUUCACCAUGUACCCGCAGUUCCGGUCUGCUGCCCUGGGCAUCCCCCUGCACUACAUGAUCCUUGUCAAAGGCGGGACCACCCUCGCCUCGGUGAUGCUGUUCGUAAACCAUUUGCACUUGCCAGUGUGGCGCUGCCUGCGCCUCCUGCACUCAUUGCAGGGGUUCAAAGGGCCCCUCAUCCACUGGCAUGGCAUCGGAUACGGUCAAGAUUCAAACUGGAUCAAGACGUUGCAGUUUGCCAAGGCCGCGGACGCGUUCUGUGGCUGCUACCUCCUCCUCGUGCUGUACUCUGCAUUUCACCAUGGCUCGGGGUUUUACGGCGGCGUGAUGGCCGUACUAACGAUCGCGACCAUUUUAGUCGUGCUGCUCGAGUGCUGGGUGCCCCUGCUUGGGCUGGUCGUGUACAAGUUUGUGGGGGUGAUGGAACAAGCGCAUCGGGACUUUGACUCGUUCAAGCUCUUGCCUCGCAAUUGGAAUGCCACUCAAAGCAGCAAAGACCCUGACGAAGAGUCGAACGACGACACCAACGACGAAGGCGAUAGUAGUAGUAGUAGUAGUAGUAGUAGUGAUUCUGACGACAGCUCGGCCGACACCCAGAAGCACGACGGGGCCGCGUCCGCCACGUGGCUACGGUACACUGACGAGUACAACCGGUCGUACGUUCGCAACACGUUGACGGGGGAAAUGUUCUGGGACCGCCCCAAUGACGAUCCCACGCCAAGUGCUCACGAACUGACCCAUCCCUCACCUUCCGACCUCGGGGGACUCAAACCCGAGCUUGCCCUUAGCAACACCAUGUACAUGACCGCCGACGACUUCAAGUACCUCUGGAAUACGCUGCCCCCCGCGGGGGGGUUUCUCUGCCGCAUCCUCUCGACGCCGACGGUGGACGACCUCACGAGUCACUUGAGCGAAUGCCGGUUUUACGUCAUCACGGACGGCCUCGCCGCUGCGCACAUUCGCGCAGUGUACUUUUAUGCGAUUCAUACGGACACGUUGGCGCACUUUCUAGGCGCGUUCCUCAUGGACAGCCUCUCGAUGCAAUUGGAAGCCAAGUUCAAGUGCGACCAACCAGACAUGGUCGCCCCCAUCGUGCGAUGCUUGCAGCUGCGGUACAUUCUUGGGGAUUACGAGCCCCUAGGCGAUAUGUAGGGUGGUUAUACAUGUUAUGUUAAACUUAUAAGCAUAUAUUCAUUGCUGAA